UCGGUACAGCACUAUUUCCGAUCCGAUUGAUUAAUCAAUGGCGUCACCGUGAACGUUAUAACCCAUAGCGCGCUUUUUUGCAGUUAUCUUCUAUAUUUACUGCGAUUUUAACUUCAUAUUUGGUGUGUAUAUUGUUUCUACACUGCAAGAUAAUAUUGCUGCAGAGGUUGAUAUGAUCAAGAAAUUAUUGUACAGACUAAUACAUUAGCAAGUGUUUUAUCAAGAUGCAGACUAUCAAGUGUGUGGUGGUAGGGGACGGUGCUGUGGGCAAGACAUGCCUACUCAUCAGCUACACUACCAACAAGUUUCCCUCGGAGUAUGUGCCCACUGUUUUUGAUAACUAUGCCGUAACUGUCAUGAUUGGGGGGGAGCCUUACACUCUAGGGCUCUUUGAUACUGCAGGACAGGAAGAUUAUGACAGGCUACGACCACUGAGUUAUCCUCAGACAGAUGUUUUCCUUGUGUGCUUCAGUGUGGUGAGCCCGAGUUCAUUUGAAAAUGUUAAGGAAAAGUGGGUACCAGAAAUAACACACCAUCAGCAAAAAACACCUUUCUUAUUGGUGGGGACACAGAUUGAUCUUAGGGAUGACCCUGUUACUAUGGAAAAACUUGCUAAGAUUAAACAAAAGCCAGUCUCAUUAGAACAAGGAGAAAAAUUGGCAAAGGAACUGAAAGCUGUUAAAUAUGUAGAAUGCUCUGCACUUACACAGAAAGGGCUCAAGAAUGUGUUUGAUGAGGCUAUACUGGCAGCACUGGAGCCACCAGAACCAGUUAAGAGAAAGAAAUGUGUGCUACUGUAAUAAGCGGCGACUGUGGGGCCACGGUGCUGCGGCGCCGCGGCGCGAGCGGCGCCCGUCGCGACCUCAUGCACGUAUAAAACUAACACUGUAAUAUUCAACUUAUUUUUAUAAACUUAUAAUUAUUGAAUAUAUGCCAUAAACUAAAAGUAAUGAAUAUUACAAUACAACUUGGGUUUUAUGCUAAGACGUAUGUUAUUCAGGCCUUUACAGUUUUCCAUUUAUUAUUAUUUUUAACAUUUGUACAGACUUUGUACAGAUUAUGUCUUGUAUACAAAUUAAAAUUAUUUAUAAAUAUUACAAAGUCUGAAAUAGGUAUUACUUGUUACUAAUGCUAAUAAUAGCAUUAAAAUUUGAAAGAGACUUUGUAAUGUAAUAUCAUAAUAUAAAAUGUAAUUGUCUUUGCAGUGUUUGCUAAAAUAAAAGCAACUUCAUGCACAAUUUUGCUAUGCACAGUAUAAUACUAUGCAUUUCUUAUGUUUUAAUUACGACUUUAUUAAAUGUAAACUAAUAAGUUAUAAAAAAUAAUCGUUUACGCCUGUCUUUUGUGACAACCAUAUUUGUGUGUUAUGUAUCUUAUUAAAAUGUGUUCUUAGUUUGUCCCUUAAAAUAAAGCUUUCUUUCAAUUAUUAAUAAAACUAUUCCAGUCAAAUGUAUUACGUGCCAGACUAAAUAACUUAUCCAGGUAUAAACUUGAAAUUACUUAUACCUUAAUGGUAUUUUAUCCUCAAUUGAACAAUAAAAUAUGCUUUAUAAAAUAAUAGUACAUUAUGAUACAAUAAGUGUGCUAAGUUGGUCAUUACACACGAGGCGAUAUUGUGCGCGCGAGUUGUAAGCGAGCGCGCAAUAAGAAAGCCGAUGUGUGUAAUGACCAACGCACACGCGUUUCAUACGACGUUUUUCAACACACUUGCGAGGAAAAAACAAUACUUAUAACAACAAUACAAUUUUCAAGAUGGUGACUUACAGUUUUAACAUCGAAUAAUUGCAAAUAAGCGUGCUGGGCUUGUAGGCACUUAUUCGCCAGUUCAUUGAAGUAAGCUACCAACACGUUUUCCAAGAAAGACUGGGCGUUUUUGCUGAUUUUCCACUGUAUAAAAGUUUCAGAUGCCA
Messenger RNA from Cydia strobilella, 1910 nucleotides. It is a transcript of the gene Cdc42, whose product is annotated as cdc42 homolog. Lineage: Eukaryota; Metazoa; Arthropoda; Insecta; Lepidoptera; Tortricidae. Gene Ontology annotation, molecular function: protein kinase binding; GTP binding; GTPase activity. Gene Ontology annotation, biological process: establishment or maintenance of cell polarity; endocytosis; Cdc42 protein signal transduction. The transcript has 6 exons. The record is from RefSeq and is a predicted model, not a curated record. The coding region runs from base 225 to 800 and encodes 191 amino acids.